This is a messenger RNA of Fundulus heteroclitus (mummichog), 2249 nucleotides long. Its product is annotated as transmembrane protein 151B. The record is from RefSeq and is a predicted model, not a curated record. NCBI's taxonomy places the organism in Eukaryota, Metazoa, Chordata, Actinopteri, Cyprinodontiformes, Fundulidae. The transcript is spliced from 2 exons. Bases 362 to 2020 code for a protein of 552 amino acids.
UAUUUCUAAACCGGAAGUCUGUUGCUCUGCAGCGAUCGGGGCUCAGCCCAAAACAACCCAGUCAGUUCGGGGAAGGGUUCUGCUAAUUGAUGCGUGCUUUAAUUGGACCGCAGCCUGCCCCGUCGUCAUGGUGAACCUCUGCUGUCUCUGCUGCGGUCAACUUCCGGCCGAACCCCGCCCCCCUCCGCCCCGCCAGCCGGGAGCACCGCGGGACCCCCGCCCCGCACAGCUGCAGCAGCCGCAGCCUGCCGGACCAGAGCCUCACGGGGGACGGAGGGGGACUCUGAGGGGGGGUGCAAACGGAGGAUCCCCGCAGGAUGCAUGAGUUCCCGACUUCCGCCUGACAUGCGAGACGCGCAGCAUGCUCUCCUCCGACCAGGACUCCACGGCGCCCAGCGGCCCCAGCGCUGCUGAGGAGGAAGAGGAGGAGGAGGAGGAGGACUCCACGGAGAGCGAUGCUCCGGAGGUGCAGCGUCCUGUGCACCAGUCGCUGGGCUCCUGCGUCUGCCGGGACUCCCACUGGCGCUGCCUGCUGCUCUCCGUCCUCAUGUACAGCUGCCUGGCCGCGGUGGCCUGGUGUCAGCUGACCCGGGUCACCAAGAUCAGCUUCAACUCGGCCCUCACCGCCUCUCUGCGCGGCCCCUCUGGAGUGGGCGUGGGCGGGCACGCCAUGAUCUACCACGACAGCCCGUGCGCUGACGGGUACGUCUACGCGCCCCUGGCCCUCCUGCUCCUGCUCUACGCGCUCUACCUGGUGGAGUGCUGGCACUGCCUGGCCCGGAGCGAGGUGCAGGCCAAAGCGGACGUGCACAGCGUGUACGAGCGCGUCUUGCGCAUGCAGCAGGCCCAGCCGUGCAUCUGGUGGAAGGCCAUCAGCUACCACUUCGUCAGGCGGACUCGGCAGGUGACGCGCUACCGCAACGGGGACGCCUACACCUCCACGCAGGUGUACCACGAGCGGGUCAACACCCACGUGGCCGAGGGCCAGUUUGACUACGGCCGCUGUGGGAUGAAGGACGUCUCCCGGGAACUGGCGGGCCUGGAGGGACACCCGGCGACGCGCCUGCGCUUCACCAAGUGCUUCAGCUUCACGGAGGCGGGCCCGGAAAACGACUACCUGAGCCAGAGGUCCAGGUUCUUCUCGGAAAUAGAAGGUCUGGACGACUACAUGGAGGCCCGCGAGGGGAUGCUGCUGAGGAACGUGGACUUCAGGGAGAACGUGCUGGCCUGCGUGGACCCGGACACCAUGCCGUGGUACACCUCCCAGGCGGCCUUCUGGCUGGCCGCCCUGCUCAUGCUCUCCUGGCCGCUGCGGGUCUUCACCGAGUACCGCACGGCGUGCGUGCAUUACCGCGUGGAGAAGCUGUUCGGCCUGGAGUACGUCUGCGGCAGCCCGUCCCCCGCGGCGGGGGGCAACGCGUGCUGCGCCGUUCCCCGGGCGGACACCCUGGACAGCACCGAGCUGGAGUGGCACAUCCGCUGCAACCGGCAGCUCAUCCCCAGCUACUCGGAGGCCAUGCUCAUAAGCGCCGGCGCGGAGACCUCCACCUCCUUACGCAAUGCGUCCUCCUCCACCUGCGUCCCGUUGGAGAGCAGCCGCCACGGCGCGCUCCAGGACGCAUGCGCUCAGUGCGCGGAGCUGAACGCACGGGCAGCGGCAGGAGGCAGGAGGAGGACCAUCGCCAGCUCCAGCUGCUCCUCGGGCUUCUCCUGCCGCGGAGCGCUGCUGCUGUCCCGCCUUUCCUCCGACACCUCUCACGUCUCCCUGUGCCGCAUGUACGGCUCCCGGCGCACCGUGGCUCCGUGGAGGAGCCAGAGCGGCAGCCUGUCAGACCCCUGCUGCCUGGAGGAGCAGCGCUGCGGGUCCGACUCCAGCCAGCUGGCGCUCAGCGACAGUCCUCCCACUUACAGAGACGCCCGCUUCUUCCCCGCUCUCAUCGUGCACUGGACCGAGUCCGGGGAGGACAGGAGGCGUUAUUAUAUACGGAGGGGGUCGUCGUGCGUGGAGACAGCCUUGUAAUGAAACCCAAGACCCUGGUUGGCCAACAUGCAUGACUUUCUCCCAAAUAAAGACCUGAAAUCUGUGGCUCACAUUUCUACUCAGACCCAUUUACUCUGGUGCCCCUAAAAAUAAAACGUGUCUCCUAACAAGUGAAACAACUGUGUGUAAUUUAAUCCGAUUAUAAAUGCGGCUCUUCUGUUCCUGGCCUCAGAGGUUCUCCAGAGAACAUCCAGCCUCAUGGAGACCA